Messenger RNA from Haplochromis burtoni (Burton's mouthbrooder), 941 nucleotides. RefSeq names its product cytochrome b-c1 complex subunit 10. Bases 425 to 688 code for a protein of 87 amino acids. Gene Ontology annotation, cellular component: mitochondrial inner membrane. Gene Ontology annotation, biological process: mitochondrial electron transport, ubiquinol to cytochrome c. The record is from RefSeq and is a predicted model, not a curated record. The transcript is spliced from 3 exons. NCBI's taxonomy places the organism in Eukaryota, Metazoa, Chordata, Actinopteri, Cichliformes, Cichlidae.
GCCUGUCUCUCUCUUACAUAUAUAUAUAUAUUUACAUAUUUAAAUAUAUAUAGUUGAGAACUGUCCUGUAAAUAACAGUAAUGUAGCAAUAAAUGUGCCAUUUUAAUAACAGAUUAUACCUUUUCCAAUGUCUGGCUUUUGAAUAUUGUAUACAUUUAAAAAAAAAAAAAAGAAAAAUAAAAUAAAGGAAACCAUUGUAAUAAAGGGUUAAAUUAAUUUGUCCAUAUUUUCUAUUGCCAAUAUUCGGACAGGGUAAAAACUCACUCGAGCGCCAUCAGAAUGCAACAAAGGCGCCACGUUAAAGAGCAGAUGUGAGCCGUUACUGGAGCUCUGAAGCCAACAUGUUUAAACAGCCCUCUUUUGUAAACGCAGGUCUUUAAAAUGGUGGCCUGAAACGACCCUGCACUGCUGCACGCAACCGCGGAUGUGGUGGUUAUUUUUAAACAGGCAGAAGAAGAGACAGCCCGGGGUCCUUCGCGACAAGAGCAACUACGAGAAGGUCACAAUGGUUCAGAAAAUAUUAAAUAAAAUCAUCGGAGCCAAGUACAUAGGUAUUGCGAGGACGUGGGUCCCAAACAUGGUUGCCUGGGGAACAGUGGGCGGCGUGGCACUCAUUCACUUCACAGAUUGGCGAUUAAUCCUAGACUAUGUGCCGUACGUUAGAGGGAAGUUCAAGACAGACGAGUAAACUCUUAACAUGACCACAACGUUGGGAUGGGCACUUUGGGUGGAUUGCUUUCACACCUUGAGCUUUUGUGGGAUGCCCUGUCUCAACAGUCAGUCACUGAGGGCUUGUUAGGAGUUUGGACUUCAAGAUGCACUCUCUUUAUAAACUGCUGUUUUUGAUUCAGUGUUAUUAAAUGUGAAUAAAUGUAAUUUACUCCCAGUAUGUCUCCUUGUUCUCUAAAUGUACAACUAUUAAAAUGCUUUGUUCAAACUUG